This is a messenger RNA of Loxodonta africana (African savanna elephant), 7204 nucleotides long. RefSeq names its product zinc finger protein 512B (gene ZNF512B). Gene Ontology annotation, molecular function: zinc ion binding. The transcript is spliced from 15 exons. Bases 694 to 3786 code for a protein of 1030 amino acids. NCBI's taxonomy places the organism in Eukaryota, Metazoa, Chordata, Mammalia, Proboscidea, Elephantidae. The record is from RefSeq and is a predicted model, not a curated record.
ACAAAACCGGUGGGCUCCAGAUGCUGGGCUUAGCUGCCUGUGCUCACUGGCUGGUGGAGCUGAAGCUGUGCUGGUGGACCCAAGGCAGGGGACCAGGGAUUCCUCAGGUGGAGGUGAAGGGGGCGAGGUGCCAGCACCGGCCUCUACCUGGUUGGCGGGACCUACUGGAAUGUGAGCGAGGGGCCUGUGGAUCCUUGGUCUGCCUGCCGGGAGGGAUUGGGGGCCCUCAGCGCCCAGCUUGGCAGUCUUCCAACUGUGUCCUGGGCAGAUGGAUUCGAGGUGCCCACUGGGUAGGUUGGGACUAUCUGGGUCCGGGUGGGGCAGGGUUUGGCCGUGGGCUGCAAGGUGGUGCCCCCAGGUGAGCCAGCAGCCCGCCACUGGUGUCUUAUAUGGCCCCCGGGAGGAGUGUCGUCUGACUCCUUGGUCCUGGGUGUGGGCUGCAUGCUUCCCAGCAUACAUCUGGGAACAGAGGGAGCCCGCGGCCAGCACGGGGCUAGGGGGCAGCAGACUAGGCCUUUCAGGCUUAUCGUUUCUCCAGGAUUGUCCAGAGACCUUAGCGGGGCAGCCCUUCCCCAGAGUUGGAAGCCCCUGUCAACCCCCCUCCCCACUGCUCCCAGAGAUCAGCCCUGUCUGAGGGGAAGGACAGAGGGCAGGCUGCGGCCCCUCCUGUGUCCUGAGUCAGGGCAGUGCUAAAUGGUCCAGGAGAGCCUGCAGGAUGUGGUGGGUCUUGGGUCCCUGGGCCUCACUGGUCUGAACCCUUGCUCUGCAGCUAUGACCGACCCCUUCUGUGUGGGUGGAGGCCGCCGGCUCCCAGGGUCCAGCAAGAGUGGAUCUGGGAAGGAUCCAGGCCGAACUGAGGUUCUGCCUCCAGUGCUGCAUGACCCACCCAAGCUCGGAAUGCCAGUGGUCCGAAGUGGGCAGACUGUGCCCAGCCAGGCCCCACUGUGCUUCGACCCAGGAAGUCCAGCCAGCGACAGAACAGAAGGGAAAAAGAAGGGGCGGCCGAAAGCCGAGAACCAGGCUCUCAGAGACAUUCCCCUCUCCCUGAUGAACCAGUGGAAGGAUGAAUUCAAGGCCCACUCGAGGGUGAAGUGUCCAAACUCGGGGUGCUGGCUGGAGUUCCCCAGCAUCUAUGGCCUCAAGUACCAUUACCAGCGGUGCCAAGGGGUAAGGGACGUCUGGUUGGGGACAAGGAGGCCUGGGCCUACCUGCCUGCGCUGUCAGCAUUGUCUCCUGCAUACUGGGUGGUGUCUGGGCAGCCCUUCUAGGCAGACCCUGCGCAUAUCUGCCCUUCCCACUCAGGGUGCCAUCUCAGAAAGGCUGACUUUCCCCUGCCCCUUCUGCGAGGCUGCAUUCACCUCCAAGACCCAGCUGGAGAAGCACCGGAUUUGGAACCACAUGGACCGACCCCUGCCUGCUCCCAAGCCUGGGCCAGUCAGCCGGCCGGUCACCAUCAGCCGGCCUGUUGGGGUCAGCAAGCCUAUAGGAGUGAGCAAGCCUGUCACCAUCGGCCGGCCUGUGGGGGUCAGCAAACCCAUUGGCAUCAGCAAGCCAGUGCCAGUCAGCAGGCCCGUGCCAGUCACCAAGCCUGUCACCGUCAGCAGGCCCGUGCCGGUCACGAAGCCUGUCACCGUCAGCAGGCCCGUGCCGGUCACCAAGCCUGUCACGGCCAGCAGGCCCGUGCCGGUCACCAAGUCCAUACCAGUCACCAAGCCCACAUCCAUCACUACUAAGACCAUACCGGUCACCAAGUCCAUACCGGUCACCAAACCUGUCACGGUCAGCAGGCCCAUGUCAGUCAGCAGGCCUGUGCCGGUCACCAAGCCCACACCAGUCACCAAGCCCACACCAGUCACCAAGCCUAUACCAAUUACCAAGUCCAUUCCUAUCACCAAGCCAGUGCCGGUCACCAAGCCAGUGACAAUCAACAAGCCGAUGCCAGUGACCAAAUCCAUGCCGGUCACCAAACCAGUGCCAAUCACGAAACUUGUGACAGUUACGAAGCCCAUGCCAGUCAGCAAGCCGGUGCCAGUUAGCAGGCCUGUUGCUAUCAGCAGACCCACACCACCCUGCAAAAUGGUACUGCUGACCAAGUCUGAGAACAAAACUACUCGUGCUGUGGGGAGGAACAGUGGUAAGAAAAGGGCUGCAGAUGGCCUGGACUCCUGCCCCGUGCCACCCAAGCAGGUGAGGCCAGAGAAUGGGGAGUGUGGCCCAUCCACCAUGGGCCAGAGUUCGGGCUUCCAGCUGGGCACACACCCCCCCAGUGGCCCCCUUUCACCAGGCAGCAGGGCCUCUGGAGCCAAAGAGGCACCUCGGGCCACGGGCCCCGCAUCCCUGCCAGAGGAGGACCCGGAGCGGAUGAAGCACAGAAGGAAACAGAAAACUCCCAAGAAGUUCACAGGGGAACAGCCAUCCAUCUCUGGGACUUUCGGACUCAAAGGCCUGGCCAAGGCAGAGGACAAAGCACGCAUCCACCGUGCCAAGAAACAGGAGGUGACAGGCCCUGAGGACGUGUGGAAGAAAGUGCCGGCCACUGUCAGCACUGCCAGCAAGGAAGUGCCAGCCCCCGUGACCCACCCUGCCCCAGGUGGACCCGAGGAGCAGUGGCAGCGGGCCAUCCAUGAGCGGGGCGAGGCUGUCUGCCCCACCUGCAGCGUGGUCACUCGCAAGACCCUUGUGGGGCUUAAGAAGCACAUGGAAGUAUGCCAGAAGCUGCAGGAUGCGCUCAAGUGCCAGCACUGCCGGAAGCAGUUCAAGUCCAAGGCGGGCCUCAACUAUCACACCAUGGCCGAGCACAGUGCCAAGCCCUCUGAUGGGUCCUCAGAGGGAGGCGAGCAGGAGGAACGGGAGCGACUGCGCAAGGUGCUGAAGCAGAUGGGGAAGUUGCGCUGCCCCCAGGAGGGCUGCGGGGCCGCCUUCUCCAGCCUCAUGGGCUACCAGUACCACCAGCGGCGCUGUGGGAAGCCACCCUGUGAGCUGGACAGUCCCUCCUUUCCCUGCGCACACUGCGGCAAGACUUACCGCUCUAAGGCCGGCCACGAUUACCAUGUGCGCUCAGAGCAUGCAGCCCCGCUCCCUGAGGAGCCUACAGACAAGCCCUCCGAGGCCGACAAUCUGCUUGGUGUGGAGCGGACCCCAAGUGGUCGCAUCCGCCGGACAUCGGCCCAGGUUGCUGUGUUCCACCUGCAGGAGAUUGCAGAGGACGAGCUGGCCCGAGACUGGACCAAGCGGCGCAUGAAGGAUGACCUCGUGCCCGAGACUGCGCGGCUCAACUACACGAGGCCAGGCCUCCCCACGCUUGACCCCCAGUUGCUGGAGGUGUGGAAGAACGAGGUCAAAGAGAAAGGCCAUGUUAACUGCCCCAACGACUGUUGCGAGGCCAUCUACUCCAGCGUGUCCGGCCUCAAGGCCCAUCUCGCCAGCUGCAGCAAGGGGGACCACCUGGUGGGGAAGUACCGCUGCCUGCUGUGUCCGAAGGAGUUCAGCUCCGAAAGUGGCGUCAAGUACCACAUUCUCAAGACCCAUGCGGAGAACUGGUUCCGUACCUCGGCGGACCCCCCACUCAAGCACAGGAGCCGGGACUCGCUGGCGCCUCAGAAGGAGAAGAAGAAAAGUGCAGGGGGUGGGAAGAAGCGGGGCCGCAAGCCCAGGGAACGGCCCCAGGAGGAGCCCACGCCCAAGCUGCCCCCAGGGCGUGAAGACUGGCCCUCAGGGGGCAGAGACAAGGGGGGCCGGGGCUCCACGGGCCGGAAGGUGGGGGCUGGCAAGGCACCUGAGAAAUGAGCUCAGUACUGGCAGGAGGGUGGAGUUCAGCCCUCAUGCUGGCUGCCAGGUCUCCCUCCAUCCAGGGAGGGUAGCUAGCUCCAGCCUCCUCCUGCCCCCAGUUCUCCAUCCCUUCUCUCUCUCCAAUGGGUAGGGGGCGGCCAGCUGCUCUCCUCUCCCUGAUGCGGCCCCUCCCCUGCUCCAGCCCAGCAAGCAAGUGGCAGGGGCAGAGAUGGCUGCAGAAGUGCAAUAGUCUGGAGGGACAGCCCUCCUAAGAAUGCUCCCCUGCCUGGCAGGGUCUGGGGUCUCAGCGCCGUGAGUGGGGACAUGGAACAGGCAGGUGGCAGCAGUCUGAUUUUGUGGCCCCUGCUAGCCCCCCCAGCUCCCUUUGUGACCCAGGGGCUCCUCCACUAAGGCUCGGGUCCCUGAUGACCCCUGGUUCUGGGCUGGUGAGGGCAUCUGUGCAGCCCUGGUCAUUGCCAUCCCAGCCUUGCCUCCAUCCAACACUGGAACCCCAGCACCCCAGCUACCUCCCAGGACAGACCCAGCUCUGACCACUGCGCCCCACUCGCCCACCCAUCCCCCCAGGCUGCCUCCGUUCUGCACCUCUGGCCCCUCCGCCUCUGCUCUCUCUACCUCCCCAGCCCACCUCCUGCUCUCCCUGCCCUACCACCCCUGCUCUACUUCACUCCACUGGCCUGGCCCGGGUCCUUGGUGGUGGAGAGGUGGCCUCUCCAGUAGAGGCUCUCCCAGCCAACCCCAAGGUGCUCCCUGCUUGGGGCAAGGGGAGAAGAGUUCUGCCUAUCCCACUCUCCAGGCGGCAGGAGCAGGGAUCCAUGGCCUAGGGCCCCCAGGGUUGGGGUGAGCCACCCUGUGGAGCAGGUUCUGCCCUAACCUUCAGCCUUGCUGACACCCCAGGCAGGGGCAGGACAGGCCUGAUGGGCAGAUAGCCUAGUCUGGGUUCUGGGGUCUCCCUGAGGCUGGGAAUAGGAGGGAUCCACAGGGGUGAGCAGCCCACAGGGGCGUGGGGCUGGGAGCUGAGCAGAGUGGUCCCAGCCCUUGAGGGAAGGUGGCUUUCCUGGUGGCUGGUCUGGCCCAUGACCAAGUCUCUGGGGGCACUAUCUCCUCCGUUUUACACCUGCCUCUUUGCUUCUGGUUCUAUGGCCACUUGAUACAGGACUGAAGGUCAGCAAGGGCAGGGGGCUUUGCCAAGGUCACGGCAGGCUGGUGGCCAAGGCAGGACUUCGUCUUUGCCCCCUUUUAGGCUCCGACCAUGGGGUGGUCUGCAGGUUUGGCAGGUCCGGUAGGGAGGCUAGGGCACCCAGAGGACGUGGCAUGCAGCCUCUUGUCUCUCCUUCCUGGCCCCAUUCCCCCAAGGCCAUUGAAGGGAGGUAGGCCGUCAGAGUGUGCAUUUGGAUGGAUGCCAUUUUCCACUGGGGGAUGGGGAUGAGCUGAGGGCUUGCCCUCGCCGAUCCUGGACGAUGUGAAUUUUGAUAGUUGCCCGUGCGUGUGUUUUCUGGGUGUAGUGGAUGCCAGUCUUGUUGCUGUGACAAGUAACAACCAUUUUUUAAUUCUGUUUUUUAUAUGAAAACUCACAACAAUCCGACAUUUUGGUGCUAAGGGUUUCCUGGUGCCGACAGUGAGCCUGGGGGCCAGGCUGGGCCAGGGCGUGGCCCUCUGGGGCUGGGUUCCCUCUGUUCUAUGGACCUCUGCUGGCCCCCAGCUCCUGUCCUCAUAGGUACGCCUGCCCCCCCCCCCCCGCCCCGGGGAGAAUGGGCUGAAAGCUGGGGCAGUGGGGAAACAGGUUCCAGGGAAGCUGUUGGGGAUGGGGCCACCCACGUGUUUCCUGACUCUAGCACCUUCCUUUCGCCUAAAGGCACUAGCCCUUGUAGCCCUGGCCUGAGAUGUUUAGUGGGGGUGUAGAGAUUGAUCCCUUCUCCUCACAUACACCUUGAUCUCAUCAAGGAAUGGAGAUGGGUGUGAGCUAGUAUGAAGGGUGUCCAGGGUGGGGCAGGCAGCAUGAGCAGGGCCACCGGGGGCCGGAGGGCUUUCUUUCCUGUGCUCCUGGCAUCAGUUAUAGUGCGCAGUGGGGUGGAAGGUGAGGGUCAGGCAGCCGCUGUGAGGGAGGGAGCCCGGGUCGGGCAUGGCAGAUGCAGGCUCUGGGCAGGAGCUUCCAUGUGCACUGUGCUCUGCCCUUGUUACCUGUGGCAGGAGGAGGGUGUGACCUUAACACCGCUGCUGAGGGCAGACAGACUGCCCCCGCCUCUCAGGUACUUGGCCCUUGGGGAGGGGAGAGAGGGCCCUGGUUUUGGCUGGGGGUGAGUUUCUAGGGCACUCCUGAAGUCCGCAGAUAGUCCUUGGGUGAGAACUCUCUCUGGACAUGCUGGGAAGAGGGGAGGGUCCUGGGUAACUUGAUGUUUAGCACUUUAACCCUCUUCUUUGUCUUUAAACUGGGGGUGGGGGCUGCUGCCAAAUGUGGCUAUUGGGUCGGACCCCUUCCUCUCUCUCUCCCUGCCAUGGCCUAGCCUGGACCUCAGGCUGGUGAGGGGACAAGGUGAGUUGGUCUGCAAACCUCUCCUGGGGGAGGGGGCAGCUCUGGGCAGCGCUCAGCUGCAUCUGCCCACUUCCCACCCUGGCAGCAUCUGUACUGGUGGCUGCAGCCAGGUGACAGACACCCCCAGUGGAAGGGACCUGUGUGGCUAGACUCCCCUGCCCCCACCCCAAGGUGUGGUGAGUGUGGACCUUGCCCAGGGCUCAAGCCUUGGGCCUGAUGCUACAUUUGGGUCCCUUCCUGCAGAUCUACCUCAGGCCCAGCCCCACCCCCUGUGCCCUGAGAACAGGAAGGGCUGGCUUGGGGGGCUGACAUUUCACACACAGAUAGGAUGCACUUUAUUUGCUCCUCCAAAGGCAGAUGAGGGUGCCUCCUGGCGUGACCUUUGGCCCCUCCUGCCAUAGCCUUCCCUGUCUCUGUACCUGCCCUCUGUACCUGGAGAGCUAUUGGUAGUCCUGGUGGAAACGAGCAGGUGUCCCCUGAUCCCACAGAGGGGAGGGCUGUCCCAGUGUGCGCCCACUUGGUGGGCCCCUGACGCCUCGCACCGGAGGCCUGGGGUCCAGAUGGCCAGCCAGUCACCUCUCCAGCCUGGCGGCCACGCCGUCUAUACUUUGGGUUUCUUGGUUUGGGUUUUUUGGCGCCAGUUUUCAGUACAUAAGUGCAUUUCGAAAAAGAGGUUCCCGCCAUCACUUGUAACCUUAUAUAUACGUAUAUAUUCUAUCAACAAAGUGUUUAUCUGCAAGAUGUUUUGACGGUGAGCUCGGGCGCUGCCCGCCUUGUGACCAUCUGUCUCUGGUCUUCGUCCCCGCCCUCCCCACCCCCCAGCGGCGUGGGGGCGGGCCAUCGACUGUAUGUAUUAAAAAUGACUGUAUCGAAUAAAUGUUUAUU